Messenger RNA from Python bivittatus (Burmese python), 1654 nucleotides. NCBI's taxonomy places the organism in Eukaryota, Metazoa, Chordata, Lepidosauria, Squamata, Pythonidae. The record is from RefSeq and is a predicted model, not a curated record.
GAGGAGGAGGAGGAUGAAGAUGAUGCAAGAUCAGGAUUGGCAGAAUGGCUAUUCACUCCAGAGCUUGGAGAAGUCGGCCGCCCCGGGGGAAGGAUGGAGGAGCUGAGCCGGGCUCUGGCCUGCAACUUUGCCGUCUCGCAGGACCUGAACAGCCCCGCGGCGCCCCACCCGCGCCUGGCCCAGUACAAGUCCAAGUACAGCUCCCUGGAGCAGGGCGAGCGGAGGCGGCGGCUGCUGGAGCUGCAGAGGACGAAGCGACUGGAUUAUAUAAACCAUGCUAGAAGGCUGGCAGAGGAUGACUGGAAGUACACGGAGGAGGAGGAGAAGGAGGAGGAGGAGGAGGUGGGAGAGAAAGCCGAUGCUGAUGGAAAUCAGGAAGACAUGGAGGUGGAGAUGGUGAAGAAGCUGCCCAGACAAUAUGCCAACCAGCUGAUGCUCUCGGAGUGGCUGAUCGAUGUCCCCCCGGAUUUAGAUCAGGAAUGGCUCUUCGUGGUGUGCCCUACAGGGAAGAGAGCUCUAGUGGUGGCGUCCAAGGGCACCACAGCAGCAUACACCAAAAGCGGUUACUGCGUCAAUCGGUUCCCUUCUCUUUUGCCCGGUGGGAACCGACAUAACUCAGCAACAGGGAAAGAGUACACCAUCUUGGAUUGCAUCUACAAUGAGAUUCAGCAGACGUACUACAUCCUUGACGUGAUGUGUUGGCGGGGACACCCUGUCUAUGAUUGUCAGACAGAUUUCAGAUUCUACUGGCUGCAUUCCAAAAUGCAAGAGGAGAGCGGCUUGGCGGAGAAGAGCCGGCUUAACCCAUUUAGGUUCGUGGGCCUGAAGAGCUAUUCCUGCAACCCGGCCAGCCUGUGUGAGGUCCUGGCGAUGACGUUCUCCUUCGAGGUAGACGGCCUCCUUUUCUAUCACAAAGAAGCUCAUUACAACCCUGGCAGCACGCCGUUGGUGGGCUGGCUGCGCCCGUACAUGGUGUCCGACAUCUUGGGCAUUGUCGUGCCCGCCUGCCCGCUCACCUCCAAACCUGGCUACGCGGGAGAGCAGCUGCAGCAAAGAAGUGGGAACAAGAGGAGUAAAAGCAAGCAGGAGGGCCCCGCGGACGAUCCCGCCUUGCAAGACGGCUGUUACGAACUGGAGCAUUUGUCCACCCCUCGAGCGGAGGCGUCGCGCCCCGUCCUGGAGGAUGGCACGUGCCAGAUGGACAACUGACUAAAGACCAGCAGGUGACCAGGAUCUGUCGAUAGGAGCCUCCCUCCACCCAGAUAGGAACCCCAUAUAUAUAUAUAUAUAUUUUGGGGGGACGGAGGGAACAAGCAUUUAGCGGGGAUGAGAAGCCUUUUCAAAGUAUUUCCCUUCGGAGGGUCUCGGCUUCUGUCCCACUGAAACGAUGCCGCGGUUUCUUCGGCUCAUCCUUUGAGAGUAGAGUCUGUCCAUGCCAACGGUUGAGCUUCUGAACGGAUUGGGGAGGAGUCGGGGCCAGCCUGGGGUUCCCGUUCUCAUGGGUCAGUCGACCCCCUUGGGUGGCUCGCUGCGCUGCAAAGGCGCUUUGCCAUGUGCUUCGAGGCGGGUUCGUUUCACCGGUGUCGGAUUCCAGGUUUUGAGAGAGGGGUGAAGUUUCAAAAAAGGCACAAAUUCAACAACACCUACGGGGGCC